This is a messenger RNA of Ochotona princeps (American pika), 959 nucleotides long. RefSeq names its product protein CREG1-like. NCBI's taxonomy places the organism in Eukaryota, Metazoa, Chordata, Mammalia, Lagomorpha, Ochotonidae. The record is from RefSeq and is a predicted model, not a curated record. The transcript has 4 exons. Bases 33 to 695 code for a protein of 220 amino acids.
AAGGCGCCCGGACUCCCUCGGGACGCGCAGCCAUGACCGGGCGCGUCGUGGGCUCCGCGCGCGCGCUGCUCGCCGCCCUGCUGGCGCUGGCGCUCUGGGCGCUGCUGGUGUCGCCGGCGCGAGGCCGGGGCGGCCGGGACCACGGGGACUGGGACCCGGCCACGCAGCUGCCUCCGCUGCCGCCCCGCGAGGACGCGGCGCGCGUGGCCCGCUUCGUGGCGCACCUCUGCGACUGGGGCGCGCUGGGCACCAUUUCCACCCUGAAGGAGGUGCACGGCCAGGCCUUCGCAGACAUCCUCUCGCUCAGCGACGGGGUCCCGGGCGCGAGCACCGGCGUGCCCUACUUCUACCUGAGCCCGCUGCAACUCACCGUGCACAACCUGCAGGAGAAUCCCCAUGCCACCCUGCUCCUGUCCUUGGCACAGACUGCCUUCUGCAGGAAGAAGGGAUUUGAUCCCCAAAGUCCCCUCUGUGUCCACAUCAUGCUGUCAGGCUCCGUGAUGAAGGUGAAUGAAACAGAAGCAACCCUUGCCAAGCAGUCCUUAUUCACACGGCACCCUGAGAUGGAGACCUGGCCUUCCAGCCACAACUGGUUCUUUGCCAAGUUGAAUAUCACCAAUAUUUGGGUCCUUGACUACUUUGGCGGGCCUAAGAUUGUGACGCCUCAAGAAUAUUACAAUGUCACGUUUCAGUGAAGCAGAAUGUGAUGCAUUGAACGUCCUGGACCGACUUCUGAGGGUGGCUCACACACGCCGAUGGGGCCUCGGGUUGACCUGAGGGGUCCACCCAGAGUGCUGGCCGGUGUCUGUCAUGGGUUUGCUUGCUCGCUUAUUCCACAAGGACUUGGCUCUCUGCAGAAUCUCCUGGAAGAUCUGGCUGCUGGAUGUUGUUAACACUUGGAAGGCAUUUUUCUCAGAGAACAGUGUCUUUGAUUCUAAUAAAAGAGGCUUUGUUCAGUC